AACUCGGUCAGUCAAAGAAGCACUGUGAUGUACAAUCGGGGAGCUGAAUCGAGCUGAAGAAAAUGUCACUUCUGCUUUGUCAUGCCUGGACUCCGUGCCCUAGCAGAAGGAGCUCAGUAUACCUCGCCUGAAGAACUCAGGAGGAGGAAAUCCAAAUCCUGUCACUGCUUUCUCCUUUCGAUUCGACUCGGAGGAAGUUGUACCCGUUGAAAGGAGUCUUUCGUCUUCAUGACGCUGGUAAAACCGUCGCGUUUUCAUGGAUGCAGACGAAGAGGAAUCGGCGAGGUGCUUCACCGUCGAAACGUAACUCUCUGAACUUAAGUGUAUCGGUUUCUUGUGGGCAGCCAUGGGAUGCGUCUGCGCAAAGUCCGUCCCUAUUGAGGAUAGCUGGGAGAGCCCGAGGGAGCGGCAGCUCGCGCCAUCAGCUGUGCCCUCCCAGGGGAUGGCGCCAGCGAAGCUCUCGGCGUCUGCAGCGGUGUCGUCUUCGAUGCGGGACGAGUUGGUGGCGGUCCGUCUGACAGCAGCGACCUUGGUUGAGAGCAAACAGGGGAACCGGGCGGCCGGAGUUAACGAGCGGGAUGCAGACAUGAGGAGGGAAAGACAAGUACAUACCAGUCAUCAGCACUUGCGGAUGAUCGGCAGUAUUCCAAAUGCAACAGAAGGAGAGCAGGUAGCUGCAGGCUGGCCGCCCUGGCUUGUUGCUGUUGCAGGAGAGGCAAUUCACGGCUUGGUCCCUCGCCGGGCAGAUUCAUUCGAGAGGCUCGACAAAAUAGGUCAAGGAACCUACAGUAGUGUUUACAGGGCUCGUGACAUUGAAAAUGGAAAAAUUGUUGCUUUAAAGAAAGUAAGGUUUGAUAGUCUGGAGCCUGAAAGCGUACGCUUCAUGGCUCGGGAGAUACACAUUCUGCGUAGACUUGAUCACCCCAAUAUAAUAAAUCUGGAAGGCUUGGUAACAUCACGCAUGUCUUGCAGUCUGUACCUUGUUUUUGAGUAUAUGGAGCAUGAUCUUGCGGGGCUUGCUGCUUUUCCUGGUAUCAAAUUCACAGAACCACAGGUCAAAUGUUACAUGCGACAACUAUUGUGCGGUCUUGAUUAUUGCCAUACUCAUGGUGUCCUGCAUCGGGAUAUAAAGGGCUCCAACCUUUUGAUUGACAAUAAUGGCAUUUUAAAAAUUGCAGAUUUUGGCCUGGCAAGUUUCUUCGAUUCUCAACAACAACAACCAUUAACAAGUCGUGUGGUCACUCUGUGGUACAGGCCACCCGAGCUUUUGCUUGGUGCUACUACGUAUGACGUAGCUGUUGACUUAUGGAGUACCGGUUGCAUUCUUGCUGAACUUUAUGCAGGCAAACCUAUAAUGCCUGGAAGGACAGAGGUGGAGCAGCUGCACAAAAUUUUUAAGCUUUGUGGUUCACCAUCUGAUGACUACUGGAGGAAGUCCAAACUGCCACAUGCCACCAUUUUUAAGCCUCAACAACCUUAUAGGCGACGUGUUGCAGAAACAUAUGAGGACUUUCCAGCAUCAGCUUUAGCCCUAAUGGAAGUAUUAUUAUCAGUAGACCCAGCAGAUCGUGGAACUGCAGCUUUUGCUCUGAAGAGUGAGUACUUUACAACAAAGCCUCUUCCUUGCGACCCUUCAACCUUGCCCAAAUACCCUCCAAGUAAAGAGCUUGAUGCUAAAGUACGUGAAGAAGAAACUAGAAGGCAAGGUGCUGCUGGAAGCAAGGUACAAAGAUCAGGCCUAGAAAGGGGAGGACUUGGAGAAUCACGUGCUGUCCCUGCCCCUGAUGCCAAUGCUGAGUUGUCUGUUUCAAUAAAGAAAUGGAAAAAUCAGGGUAAUUCUAAAAGCAGGAGCGAGAAAUUCAAACCAAAUCAAGAGGAAGUUGCCUCUGGCUUUCUGAUUGAACCUCCACAACCAACCCGUGUGCUGGAAGCAGCUGAACUUUCUCAUGGUGAUUAUACUCAUAAAAUUUCUCAUUCAGGGCCUUUAGUUAAUCGGGGACAGUGGGCUUCUGCUAGAAAGAAUGAUGCUGCUGCUUUGAAGCUAUCAUCGGCUGCCAAUUCAGCCAAUUUGUCAUCGCUUUCUGGUUUAGUGGCAGCGAGGAGGAAUUCUUUUUUAGAUGUAGGUGAACGAAAUGGUUCGCAAUUAGAAAAUACUGCUGCAUCUGGAAGAUUAUCUGAAUCUAGAAAUGAGCAUUUAGAAAGAAGGUAUGAUCAGUUGUACCAUGGCGUGUCUCAGAGAAAGGAAGAUGAAAGUGACAACUACAUGAACCAGUCUCUACACCCAGGUUUUGGUCCAAAGGGCAACAAAAUACAUUACUCAGGUCCAUUGCCACGCCCAUCUGGAAAUGUUGAUCAGAUGCUCAAGGAUCAUGACCGACAAAUCCAGGAGGCAAUCCGGCGUGCAAGGAUCGAUAGGUCAAAGGCCAGGAAAAUUCAGGGUGAAGGCAACCUGGUUGGGCCGAGCAUCAAACCCUACAACCUAGGCGUCAUUCCUGUGUAUCCGUCUAGCCGUAGCUCAGUUAUAGUCUUCACUUCCAGUCGCGGGGCUAUACAGCAGUAAGUUCUUUUGAACAAAUUGCUGUUCUUGCAAAUUAUGUUAUAUAAUUGCUUAUUUUAUUUUUUUGGGUGUUAAUUGGGAGGGAAGAUAGUGUUGAUAUAUAGAGAUCUUAUGUAAUGUCGUUUGUCAUGCACAAUUGUUUGAGGAUAAUUUAGAAAUUUUGGAAAAAUUUGCAGCCACUUCAUUUUAGUGAUGCUGCUUUAGCCAUUGAAUGAUCUGUUUUACGUUUGAGCCAGCUCUCACCU
Phalaenopsis equestris is the source of this 2802-nucleotide messenger RNA. Its product is annotated as probable serine/threonine-protein kinase At1g54610. Lineage: Eukaryota; Viridiplantae; Streptophyta; Magnoliopsida; Asparagales; Orchidaceae. Gene Ontology annotation, cellular component: cyclin-dependent protein kinase holoenzyme complex; nucleus. The transcript is spliced from 8 exons. Gene Ontology annotation, biological process: protein phosphorylation; positive regulation of transcription elongation by RNA polymerase II. Gene Ontology annotation, molecular function: cyclin-dependent protein serine/threonine kinase activity; RNA polymerase II CTD heptapeptide repeat kinase activity; ATP binding. The coding region runs from base 347 to 2560 and encodes 737 amino acids. The record is from RefSeq and is a predicted model, not a curated record.